Messenger RNA from Hypoxylon fragiforme, 1602 nucleotides. RefSeq names its product 37S ribosomal protein S9. The coding region runs from base 400 to 1353 and encodes 317 amino acids. The record is from RefSeq and is a predicted model, not a curated record. Gene Ontology annotation, cellular component: ribosome; mitochondrial small ribosomal subunit. NCBI's taxonomy places the organism in Eukaryota, Fungi, Ascomycota, Sordariomycetes, Xylariales, Hypoxylaceae. The transcript has 3 exons. Gene Ontology annotation, biological process: translation. Gene Ontology annotation, molecular function: RNA binding; structural constituent of ribosome.
UUUAAGAUUGACUCACCAAAAUUUUCUUUUGUCUUUUUUUUUUUUCCUACCUCACUAAAGAGGAGGCGGGGCAGUUCACGCUAGUACUAUGGCUUAAUUGAAUUUUCAACCUUAGGCAUUAUUGACCCCUCCCCACUGGGCAUGCUGCACCGCACCUGAUCGAACUUGAAAGAUCCACCUCUUUUUGAAGCUCGGCGAACGGAAUAUAUAAUCUUAGCUAAUUGAUGUCGGCGAAAGUUUCAAAAAGUGCCUCCGCGCCAAAAAAUCCAAAAAGUACCUCUAUUUCGCCUAUAUAUUUCGCCUAUCACCAAACCACCGAGCUCGAUCAACCCAAUUGGUACGGCGAAUUGAUUAACGGUAUUCGGACACAAGGUCAUGACGAAGAUACGAUAGAUAAAAAUGUCCACUCUAAGAAAUAGCUUCCGCUGUCUUAGAGAUCUCCGGGCUACCGCGACCCGACCAUCGCGGUCCUCCGCAUCAUCAUCCUUAACCGCCUCGACGAAACCCAACACACGCCGCACAUUCGCAACCACCGUUCGUCGAGAUGACUUCCGUCGACUAGAGCAGGCCGCGGAGGAAAACUCCAUGGAGACAACUCCCGAAGAGGCUACUGUCAAGUUCCCUUACCUGCGUCCUAUGCCCGCUUCGCCGUCCUAUUUCUCGCGGCAUAUAGAAUUCAACGACAGCUUCGUUUUAGUCCAGGACCUUACGCGGAAAUACGGACGACUCCCCACAAUCCCACCAAAUCUGGCGGAGCGUGUGGCGUGGAAGACGAAGGAGCAGUAUCGAUUGGCGAUCGGUGAGGCCGUCAAGGCGAGAGACUACGCAGCCUGUAUCGGGCUGGUCAAGAGGUUAAACCAGAUUCACCCUGACAUCAUGCCAGAUGAGGUCAAGGAAGGUAUUCGGCCAUUCAAGCGGGAUAUCAACAUCUACCUCAACACCCCGAAACCCAUCCCGGUCGAUCGGUUUGGCAGGUCGCAUGGUGUAGGCAGGCGGAAAUCCUCUACGGCUCGGGCCUGGCUUGUGGAAGGGACAGGGGAGGUUCUCAUCAACGGAAAGACCAUCAAUGACGCAUUUGGAAGAGUCCACGACCGAGAAAGUGCGCUCUGGGGGCUGAAAACAAUGGAGCGAAUGGACAAAUACAACGUCUGGGCCCUGGUGGAGGGUGGGGGGACUACUGGACAAGCCGAAGCUCUUGCCAUGGCUAUUGCCAAGGCAUUGGCUGUCCAUGAGCCGGCCUUGAAGACACCCCUGAGAAAGGCUGGUUGCCUCACUCGCGAUGCUCGAAAGGUUGAAAGGAAGAAGCCCGGCCACGUCAAAGCAAGGAAAAUGCCCGCAUGGGUCAAGAGAUAGAACAGCCUCGACGUCGAAGUUUCCAAGGGGACUGGUGAUUCGUUGCUCCACGUUCUUCGGAGAGGCGAACAUCGUCAGCCUUAUUUGCAGGGGUUCUGGUCUGGCUCGGUCUACCGCACUGUUCGCGCAACGGGCCGUAUGUAUAAAGGUCAUGUAUCAUUAUGUACCCACUUCAUAAUCCGGAAUGCACUCAAGAUGAUGUUCAUGGUGACGCCGAUAUCGAUCCUGCUCAAGAUGCUUUCCAGUUAG